Molecule: messenger RNA, 1860 nt
Organism: Abrus precatorius (Indian licorice)
Lineage: Eukaryota; Viridiplantae; Streptophyta; Magnoliopsida; Fabales; Fabaceae
Exons: 5
Coding region: 32-1522 (496 amino acids)
Source: RefSeq, a predicted model, not a curated record
UUAGAUCUGUUCUUUCUUUAGAUUUCCUUCAAUGGCGGACUCUGAAAUUCCCUCGUUUUCUCUGGGGUUGGAUCUCGCUCUCGACACGCCUUCACAUUCCCCAAUCAAUCCACCUCCUUCUCCCACACCACAAGUCUCCGACUCCGAUCCCGAAACCGGACCCGACCCGCCCCGCCGAAUCCUCAAACGCCUCCGCCGAGGUCCCUUGAAACAACCCGACCCGACGCCGUCCGUCGACGCCGACGACGACAUCGAGGAGUUCUCCUCGCAGGACAAUCUUGAUCAAGUGCAUGCUUCGUGGAAUCGUUCUGUGUGUAGUAGCUCAAAAGUGUCGUUGAAUGGUUCUGGAGUUUUAACUCCUCAUCCACUUAGUAACUCUAGGGAGAGGGAGAGAAAAAGAAAGCAUGCUUCGGAUAUUUCAGCUUCUUCUAGGUUAGAGAAUGACCGUAAUGAUUUUGUCUUUCCAAAGUUAACCACUAGUCCCCUUCGAAGGUUUCAAUUGAUCGAUUCCGAUUCUGAGGAUUCAUUAGGUGAAGAUGUUAAAGUUAGUGAUAAGGAGGUAGCGUGUAACCGAAGCAAUCCUUUGUCAUCUUCAUUUGAACAAAUUAGGAGAACUGCCCUUGAUGCGAACCAAGAUCAGGAUCUAUGGAAAGAUUUUUCUCCGGUGAAGAAUGUUUCUGUCCCGACACCUGCCUUCAAUGAGUUAUGUGAAGAAUACUUUCGAUCUGCCAAUGGCAAGGAAGCGAAGAAAUCAAGGGUUGAUGUGUCUGAAAGUCAUAAUGAGGGAUAUCCUGGGGUCAAUUCUAGCUGCCAAAGGGAUCAACAGCUAUGGGAAUCAGCAGACCCUCUUAUUCCUGCUCAUCGUUAUUUUUUCCAUGAGGAUCCAAGAAUUCGGCACUUAGUUUGCAGUCGCCUGCAUAAUUUUUAUCCACUAGGUGUUGUCAACAGAGUGAAUCAACAACCUAAUGUCUCACAUAUUGAUUACAUGGGACAAUUUAGCAAUGGAGGAGGUUCUAAAGUGCAGGGAGUUCAAACAGGUUAUGUUAACAACUCAACAAAGGGAAAAAACAAAUCAAAUAAUUUGAUUGGUGAGGAAACUUUUAAUGCUUCCGGAGGCUGGGUGGAUCCCAAAAUUGUUUCCUUUAGCCAUGGAGAAUCUUCUAGAAAGAAAGCAACAAAGAGAAAUAGUGCUAAGAAUAAUGUCUCAAAAAGUAAAAAUAAAACAAACAAAUCAAACAAAUCAAACUCUGCAAAUGUAUCACCUGCUUCUGCAAACUGGGUGGAACCGAAGAGCUGCACCAGUACACCAAAGGAUGCAGGCAAAAGGCGUGUUCAAGCAAGUGGUCAAUCUGCUGGUCAUUGGUAUACAUCACCUGAAGGAAGAAAGGUGUAUGUUAACAAAAGUGGGCAGGAGUUGACAGGCCGUGGUGCUUAUAGACAAUAUCGGAAGGAGAGUGGAGCAGGAUUUAAGAAAUCAAAAAAGAAAACGGGUGCCAAGAAGACAAAUGUCAAGAGAAAGUAAACAUUUGAUGGGAAGGCAUUUAUUCCCCGCCUGGUCCACAUCCAAUAAUUUACUUGUGGAUCUAAUAGCUAGCAUUACCCCUUAGGUUCAAUUGCCGUAAGUUUCCGGUGUCAUGUUCUGGAUGGGGACAAGGAAGCUAGUAAUAUAGCAUGCAGCAACACACGAGGAAACUGGUUUAGGGCCAUGUUGCUUAGUGAACUUUUAAUGCUAAAGAAUCAUCGCAAGCAGUAGACAUUGUGAGCUUAUGCAAGUGUACAGUGCACACAGAUCCAAGGUCUUGGUUUCAUGAAAGUGUAGCUUGAGAUAAUGAUUCUGUUUUUAUUCGGAUCCACAAUAUU